AACUGGUUAUGUCAAUUUCUAAAUUACCGAUCAACAAUGGCACUUUAAUAUUUUUAUUUUUUUAUUAUUUUUUUUUUUCUGACAGCUGUCUUAUACACCAGGUAUUUUGAUUGACUCACAGAGUAGAUAAAAUUAUUAAUAUUACAACUUAUAAAAAAAAAAAAAAGUUAGUUGAAAAAUAAAAAUGGAGCCGAUUGCAAGUCUUGUUAAAGUAUCAAUUCCAAAUUAUUUAUCUGGAUUACCAAUUCCAAAUACAAUUGGAGGAUGGUUUCGUCUUGGAGUUAGAGAUUGGUUAUCAUUGGUACCACCAACAGCUCUGUUAGCUGGUCUUGGUUACAUGUCAUACUGUACAUUUUGUCCAGAAGCAACCAAGUCAAUCAAAGUUGUUGUUAAUCGUAAAAUCAAAAAAGAUUUACCAAAAGUUGUUGAUUUUAUUGAUGUUGAAGACCUCACCGAGAAGGCUGUCUUCUGCAGAUGCUGGAAGAGCAAAAAUUGGCCUUAUUGCGAUGGAGCACAUGCUGCACACAACAAUGAAACUUGUGACAAUGUUGGUCCACUAAUUAUCACAAAAAAACAAUAAAUUCUUGAAUAAAAAAAAGGAAAAAAUUAGAUUCAAAAUAAAAACAAUAAACAAAUCAUUUUCUAAAUUUUUUAUAAUUUUUUUUUGUAAAAUUUUCAAAGCAUUUGCAUUUUAAAAUGGAUUUGCAUUUUAAAAUGGGAAUUUCAUUUCAUUAUUUAGUUUUUUUUUUUUUUGUUGUAAAUAAAUAAACAAAUGAAUUAGAAAUUAAAUAUUUUUGCUUCAUUUUUUUUUUAAUUGUUGGAAACAGGGUGUAUGUUAAUUAAUUAAAUAAAAAUGUUGAAAUCAAAUUGC
Molecule: messenger RNA, 871 nt
Organism: Aphidius gifuensis
Lineage: Eukaryota; Metazoa; Arthropoda; Insecta; Hymenoptera; Braconidae
Gene: Cisd2
Product: CDGSH iron-sulfur domain-containing protein 2 homolog
Exons: 5
Coding region: 185-580 (131 amino acids)
Biological process (GO): regulation of autophagy
Cellular component (GO): intracellular membrane-bounded organelle; mitochondrial outer membrane
Molecular function (GO): 2 iron, 2 sulfur cluster binding
Source: RefSeq, a predicted model, not a curated record